Molecule: messenger RNA, 1217 nt
Organism: Sus scrofa (pig)
Lineage: Eukaryota; Metazoa; Chordata; Mammalia; Artiodactyla; Suidae
Gene: SELENOV
Product: selenoprotein V
Cellular component (GO): cytosol
Source: RefSeq, marked validated
GAUCCCAACCCGGGUUACCUGGGGUCCGACCCUGGCCCCCAUGAAUAACCCGGCACGGGCCCCAGCCCCCUCCCCUGUCCGGCCCUCGGCCUCGCUGCGACCCUUGGCCUCAGUCCGGGCCUCGACUCCGGCCAGGGGUUCGACCCUGGCCAGGACCUCCCUCCUGGUCCGGACUCCCAAUCUGGUCCCGGCCUCGGGUCCGGGUCCGAUCCGGACCCCGACUCCAGUACGGACGCCAACUCCUGUCCGGACCCCGACCCCUGUUCGGACCCUGACCCCCGUCCGGACGCCAACUCCGGUCCGGACCCCAACACCGGUUCGGACCCCGACUCCGGUCCGGACCCCAACGCCGGUUCGGACCCCGACUCCGGUCCAGGUGCCGACCCCGGUCCGGGUGCCGACCACGGUCGGGAUCCCAACGCCGACCCUAUCUCAGGUCCUGGUCCCUGCUUUGGAAUCCCUCCCGAACCCAGCCCUGCCUUCUUUGGAUCCGCCCCUGGAACCUGAUCCCGAACUCACUUUGUCGCCUGAUGAGGAUCCUACGCCAACCCCGAGGGCGAAGCACCUCCCACUGGUCGCCAAUGGAUUCGUUCCCGUCCAGGAGCCCCUUCCUGCGCUUUCUCCGUUGGCCACUAAUUUACUGGAGUCCACGCCGGGGGCUGGGACCGACUCAUCCACCACCAAGCUGACAGAUUCCACUUCUGGACAUGUCCCAGGGACGCCCAUCCUGGCGACCAUCCCAUUGGCCGUCGCCUUACCGGUUUCUACGAACGCAUUGGCCUCCACCAGCGAGAACAUCCAAGUGGACAACAAGAUCCUGAUUCGAGUCGUCUACUGUGGCCUCUGAAGCUACGGCCUCCGGUACAUCCUACUGAAAAAGAGUCUGGAGCAGCAAUUUCCAAACUGUCUAGUCUUUGAGGAGGACAUAUCUGCCCAGGCGACCGGGGCGUUUGAAGUGUUUGUGGAUGGAAAACUGGUCCAUUCGAAGAAGAAAGGCGAUGGCUUUGUGGAUGAGACCAAGCUGCAGAAAAUUGUGAGCCAUAUCAACGAGGAGAUCAAGAAAAGGUAGCAGGGAGCUGGAGCCUCAGCAGGAUGGCGAGAAGGGCUGAAAUGUUGCCAAGUCAGGUCCUUUUCUGAUGGUGGCUGGGGCUGGGGAGGGGUUGGGAGGGUGAAGAGGGAAAUACAUACAGAGUCUGCCUCUGUGUGUUCUGGUCUGA